Condylura cristata (star-nosed mole) is the source of this 2887-nucleotide messenger RNA. It is a transcript of the gene TERF1, whose product is annotated as telomeric repeat binding factor (NIMA-interacting) 1. Lineage: Eukaryota; Metazoa; Chordata; Mammalia; Eulipotyphla; Talpidae. The transcript has 10 exons. Gene Ontology annotation, molecular function: telomeric repeat DNA binding; protein homodimerization activity. Gene Ontology annotation, biological process: telomere maintenance. The record is from RefSeq and is a predicted model, not a curated record. Gene Ontology annotation, cellular component: chromosome, telomeric region; nucleus. The coding region runs from base 5 to 1318 and encodes 437 amino acids.
UAACAUGGCGGAGGAUGCCGCCUUGGCCACCCGCAGUCCUCGGGGGUGUGCUGACGGGGAGGAUGCGCAACCCCUGGAAGAGCGGGUCGGGGAAACGGCGGGAGAUGACCAGGAACAGUUUGAGUGUCAGGAGUUGCUGGAGUGCCAGAUGCAAAUGGGGGCCCCCGCGGAAGAAGAGGACGGGGGCCUGGUGACCGAAGCCGAGGCUGUAGCUACCGGCUGGAUGCUCGAUUUCCUCUGCCUCUGUCUUUGCCGGGCCUUCCGCGACGGCCGCACUGAAGACUUUGAGCGCACCCGCGACAGCGCGGAGGCUAUUAUUCAUGGACUAUCCAGUUUAACAGCUUAUCAAUUGAGAACUAUCUACAUAUGUCAGUUUUUGACAAGAAUUGCAGCAGGAAAAACACUUGAUGCACAAUUUGAAAGUGAUGAACGAAUUACACCCUUAGAAUCAGCCCUAAUGGUUUGGGCUUCAAUUGAAGAGGACCAUGACAUGUUUUAUGAAGAAAUACAGAAUUUAAUUAAAAUUCAGGCAAUCGCUGUUUGCAUGGAAAAUGGCAGUUUUAAGGAAGCAGAAGAUGUCUUUGAAAGAAUAUUUGGUGACUCAAAUAACCACACGCCUAUACAAAGGAAAUUACUUACGAUAAUCUCACAGAAGGACACAUUCCAUUCUAUUUUUCAACAUUUCAGCUACAACCAUAUGAUGGAGAAAAUUAAGAGUUAUGUGAAUUAUGUGCUGAGUGAAAAAUCAUCAACUUUUCUAAUGAAGGCAGCAACAAAAGUAGUAGAGAGUAAAAGAGUAAGAAUAUCAACUCCUCGAGAUAAAUCUAAUGAAGAUAUUGAAAUGGAAACUGGAAUUACUUCGGGUAUGCAAAAAAGUGUUAGUAACAAACAGUCUGCGGUAACUGAAUCUUCUGAGGAUACAGUAUCCUUAUCAAGGUCUCACAAGACGAGCAAGAACCUCUUCUUAUCUCAGUUGAAAAGUGGAAACCAACAAAACAAUUUUAAUAAGGAGGGUGAAAAGCAGACUGUUCAAAGUGGAAAAAAGAAGAAAGAAAGCCAUAGACAAGCCACUGGAAGCAAGGAAAUAUGUGUUUUACAGAGUCAGCCAGUAACUCCUGGAAAACGUUCUAGAAAAAAGCAGGCAUGGAUUUGGGAAGAAGACACGAAUCUAAGAUCUGGUGUGAAGAAAUAUGGAGAGGGAAAUUGGUCUAAAAUACUACUGCAUUAUAAAUUCAACAACCGAACAAGUGUCAUGUUGAAAGACAGAUGGAGGACUAUGAAGAAGCUAAAACUGGUUUUCUCAGACAGUGAAGAUUGAGUAUGUUUUAUAUUAAUAAAAGGAUAGUUAAAUAUUUUGAUCACUGCAUUUUUGUUUGAAGCCUUGUGGUCAUUAAUGUAUCAUAAUUGUUGCUCAAAGCAUUAUAGUAUUUUUUUUUGUGAUACUAUCUUUUAAUUAGUAUGAGGAUUUGUAGUAUAAGAUUAUCUGCCAUCAUUGUAUUUAAAAAUCUUUUUUACUUUGAUAAAAUGUAAAUUGUUUGAACCUCAUGCUUUCAAUGCCCCUCCUACCCUCGUUCUAUUCCAAUUAAAAAAUAUUAACUUGCUGAAAGGAAAAAAUUAAUUUCUGCUAACAUAUCCUAUGUCUAUAGUCUUAUAUCAACUCAAUAAUAUAUAUUUAUAUAUGUGUGUGUAUAUAAAGUUUCUAAAUUGGUAAACAAUAGGCCUUUGACAUAAAAGGUAAUGACUUGGUUUAUGACCUUAAGCUAUCACUAAGUCAUUUGUUUAUAGAAUGAUAAAUGUACAAAGUAUAUAUGAGUUAAAAAAUACAUGUUCCUUUUAAUAGUUUCAAAUAAGGGACAAAAUCAAAAAUAGUUAUACCAAUAAGACAAAGUUUACUACCAGAAAUAGUUUCGUGUCACCUUUUGGUACAUUUAAUUUUUGUUCCAGUGUUAAAACUUUAACACUGUUUAAAAUAAAGGGAUUUUAUAAUUUAGUGCUGUAAGUAUCAGUUUCUCUGAAUUUUCAUUUAGUAUAUCAAUAUUAGGCGUCAGUGGUGUUUUGUAAAUGCUUAAAUUGGUAUUAACCAUGGUCAUUUUGUGUCUUUGAUAAAUAAUAAGGUUCUAAAUAGACAAUUUUGACUUUUCACCAGUGUUUUGUUCUUUAGAGAAUUUAGUCAAAGACUGGUAGAAUUACUUAGUAUUUAGUAUGCUUUAUUUAAUGAUAGAAAUAUUGAAGUAUUUGCAUAAAAAGUUAAAUGGUAUUUUGUCAUCUGUAUUUUAAUAUACUAUUAAAGUUUCAUACACUGCUUUUUCAUUGUUUUGAAUUUGUGUCCUACACAUGUAAUGAUAAACACAAAUGUGGGUAUUUACUGUUUUUCCAGGUUCCUUCUCUAUUAUGCCACUACUUACUGUGUUUAUUGCAGACAUUGUUAUAGUACCAAAGCUAGCAGCAGGAGCCAGUGUGGACUUCCUGUCAAGCUCUUCACUCCAAACACAUAUCAUAAUCAUCAAAUCUACGUUGCUAAUAGACUAAGAAAUGUGCCAUUAUUUUAUGUGCCAUUAAAAAAUCACUACAUACUAUUAUAGCUAUAUAAUAGUAUGAUACUUCUUAUUUAGAAUUUUAUUAAAAGAGCUAUUUCAGAUUUAUUUAAAGAUUUUUAUAAGAUUUUCAUUUCCCUAUGGUAUUAGUCUUUCUCCUCUCAAUAGCCAUGUUUCCCUGGCCCCUGUUGUAACCAUCUGUGUGUUGCUUUUUCCUCUGUUAAUGUCUGUAUACUCUGCCUCUUAAAAUUCUUUAUCAUUUCGGCCCUCCCUGGUCAUGCAGAGGAUUAGGACACAGCACUACAAGUGAGCCACAGCAGCUUAAGUGCAAGUUCCAUCCGCGCCCCAGAAGU